Molecule: messenger RNA, 689 nt
Organism: Geodia barretti
Lineage: Eukaryota; Metazoa; Porifera; Demospongiae; Tetractinellida; Geodiidae
Source: the annotation of a GenBank genome assembly
GGCGGGUCUUUACGAGGGUGGAGCUCGAAGCGCACCGAGAGACUGCUGUGGAUGGACGAGCUGGUUACUUGGCAGCAUUUCGGCUUCCAUCCCAACCGUCUGUACGAAGAGAUUUACGCAGUUGGUUACAAUGAGUUCCUGGGAGCAGUCGGUGCCCUCAGAGACGCACUGCUGGCCGAAUUCCCCGAGCCAGAGAGACAGCGGGAGGUGAAGGACGGCUGCGACCAGCUCCUGGCAUCCUACAGCCGCUCUCUGGACGAGAAAUGGUUCCACAAAUUCAUCCAGUUCUGCAGUUCUAACGUGUUUACCGUCCCGGCUCACGUGAGCGUGUUCGGCGACAUAAAGAGAGCCAGAGAGGAGGGAAGCUCAGUGGACGAGGUCAACCAUGAAGUGCUGGCUUCUCUCUACCUCAACUUCAAACUGCAGCAGAGAAUUGGGUUGCUGGACAGGGAGCUGGAGAGGAGAAGCGCUGUUCUGGAGAGGACAAGAAGAGAGGAGAGACGACUAGAAGUUGUGCUGGAGGCCCAGGGACUGGAGAGACAGCUCAGAGAAAAAGAAGAACAGUUGCUAGGGACCCAGCCCGAGAGCUAGACAGUAUAGACUGUUAUGCACUUGUCACACUAUUUUCUUUCACUAUUAGCUACUAACAUUCUACGAGCGAAUUGACUGGUGGCACGUAAACCCAUAAA